Molecule: messenger RNA, 4989 nt
Organism: Topomyia yanbarensis
Lineage: Eukaryota; Metazoa; Arthropoda; Insecta; Diptera; Culicidae
Product: transcriptional regulator ATRX homolog
Exons: 15
Coding region: 487-4923 (1478 amino acids)
Cellular component (GO): nucleus
Molecular function (GO): ATP hydrolysis activity; ATP binding; ATP-dependent chromatin remodeler activity
Source: RefSeq, a predicted model, not a curated record
UUUUUCAAGCUGUCAAUUUGUAUUUAGAAAAACUUUCGCCAGACUUGCUUCUUUCUGCUUUCAAUCGAAAUUGAAAUUAAUAUCACUAGGUAUAGGGGCUAGCGAACAAAAAAACGGAAUCUCCGCCAUUACAAGCAGCCAGCACUGAAACUGUCUGCAAGUGCCGUGAUCCAGCGGGAAUUCGAUACGCCAAGUGCAUUCCUGCUCCCUCGGAACAGCAGGAGGAAAAAGAGCUUUUCUUGUGUGUCGAUAUACUUGUGUAUGGUGAUUUGUGCCUACGGUCCGGAAGCGCGGGUGUCCAUAUCGACCGUAAUCGCGGUUUUAACCUGGCCGAGAGAAUCCCUCCGGUGAAACAGUAAGAGUGUUUUAUCCUGUGAUUUAGCGAGCGGAAAUUGGGAUUGUCGUUUUCAGAUUCUUCACUCUGGCCUUCCCAGGUUUUGCUUUUUCCUUAUUAAUUUUGGGAUGUUUUAGAUUAAGCUGGUCACGAUGAGAACAAAAAGGACAACUCGACCACCACCUUCUUCUUCUUCGUCUUCCUCCGAGGUGGAUGAUAAAUCCCCUUCGAAAACGGACAAAGAUCAAUCGGGCAGCGAUGAUUCUCCCAGUACGAAGCCCGAGGAACCGUGUAGUGAAGAAACUGAAACUCGUUCCAAAACAAAGCAAGAUGACUCUAGCAGUACGAAACCGGAAGAACCAUCCAAUGACAAAGCUGCUAUAAGUUCGAAAACGGACAAAAAUGAUUCUGACAGUGCGAAGCCCGAUGAACCGAGCAGCAAAGAUGUACCCGCAACUAAUGGUAUCGUGAAAACUGAAGCACAGAACGGUGACAAGGGUACUGGCGAUGAGGAUGAUGCCGCCACGGAAAAAGCUUCGGAGAAACCUCCCGAGCCCAAGAAAAUGCUUCGGUUGGUAUCUAUUGAAAAGCUGAUGCGACCAAGUCUGUUGAGCAGCGAAUUGGCCAAACCUACUAAUCAACAGAGACAGACAGAGAAACCCACCAAACGUUCGAAGGAUACGAGCGUAAUCGAAAUAAGUGAUAGUGAUGAAGAAAAUCAGCCGUCGGCUAAGAAAUCCAAGAGUCAGAAUUCAUCAGUUCAGCAUAUCUCCAGCGAUGACAGCGAGGACGAGAUUAUAAAAAUCAAACGAAAGCCUACCCGUCAAGCGAAGGCAGUUGUUGCUAAAGUACUGCUCGAAGACAUUGACGACGAUGAACCAGUUGCCAAAACGAAGAAAAAGCCUGUGACUAAAGAUAAGCAGCUUCCUUCGAAGAAGAUUCCACAUGGAUGCAAGGAAGUAUAUGUUAAGGUCAACAAGUUACCAUCUGAUCUCAAAUCGUUGAUGAAGGAACAUAACAUCGAGACGAUUCUGGAUCGGAGGAAUCGGGAAAUUGUUGAAUACAAAUCGAAUUCGAACUUUUUCGGGGUUUUGGGUAAUAGAGGGCGCGCGAAAGGGGCAGAAGCAAGCAAGUCGAAGGCGAAUGAUCGUAACAAAAAGAGUAACAACAGUAAAACUCUGGUGUCAAGUGAAAGCGAUUCGGAUGAACCGAUCGCCAGUAUCAUUUCAAAAUCAGACAACAUUCCCAAAAAUAAGACUAUGUCCAAGCGACCUACUCGUGCGAAACGUCAACUCAGUGAGAGCGAUGACGAUGAAAAUAGCGACGACGACUUCGAUGCUAGUCCGAAGACUAAAGCUACCAACAGCAGACAACAGCGGCUUGCAAACCGGAAGGCUAAGGUGGCAAAGGAUUCGUCUGAUGACGACGAUGGUGGCGGUGGUAAUAGUGAUAAAAAGGAUGAUUCGGACGACUUUGAGGAAGAGGAACCACAACCGAAGAAGAAACGUUCUCGUAUCAAGCGGAAUUCAUCCUCCUCUUCGGAUGAUGGUAGUGGAAAGGACAAAAAACGUCGUAAGCGGAUCAAGAAAAAUUCCGACACUGACGACGAGGACGAAUCUCCCAAUAAAGGACGCAAAAACAUUCGCAAGGUGUUGAAGAAGUCUGCUCUCGAGCAAACGACGAAAGAGGCUGAACAAGAGGAAAGGGAACGCAAGCAGCGUAUCGCCGAGAGGCAGAAACUGUACAACCAGGUAUACGAUGAGAAACCAGAGGAAGUGAAAGAGCUUACCCAAUUGGUGUUGGACUUUGACGAGGAGACCAAGGAACCACUGCUGGAAGUGGACAAGUUACUGGUGAAAAAGCUCAAACCUCACCAAGCAAACGGUAUAAAGUUUAUGUUUGACGCUUGCUUCGAAAGCUUGGAACGUGCACGGAAUAGCAAAGGAUCCGGUUGCAUUUUGGCCCACUGCAUGGGUCUCGGUAAAACUUUGCAGGUUGUAACUCUUGUUCAUACCCUGCUUUCGAACUCGGAAACAACUGGCGUGGAACGUGUUUUAGUCGUGUGCCCGCUGUCCACUGUCCUGAAUUGGGUAAACGAGUUCCGAAUUUGGAUGAAGCACGUCAAGAAAGGAACCGCUGUAGAAGUUUACGAAAUCUCAAAAUACAAAAACAACAUUAUCCGUGCCAAUCAACUGAUGGAAUGGCACAACGAGGGAGGCGUGAUGAUUCUCGGCUAUGAUAUGUUUAGGAACCUCUCCAAUCAAACCACGGGUCGGAUCAAGAAAAAGGUACGGGAAUCAUUACAAACAUCGCUGAUCAGUCCGGGCCCGGAGAUGAUCAUAUGCGACGAGGGUCAUCUGUUGAAGAAUGAAAAAACUUCAUUGUCCAAAGCCGUCAAUCGAAUCAACACUUUGCGACGAAUUGUACUAACCGGUACACCGAUUCAGAAUAAUAUGAAAGAGUAUUAUUGCAUGGUGCAAUUUGUGAAACCGAAACUACUCGGUACGUACAAUGAGUACAUGAAUCGGUUCGUCAAUCCCAUAACGAACGGUCAAUACACGGAUUCCACCCCUUACGACAUUCAGCUGAUGCGAAGGCGAGCCCACGUACUCCACAAGCUUUUGGAUGGAUGCGUUCAACGGAGGGACUAUUCGGUGCUGGCACCAUUUUUGCCCCACAAGCUGGAGUUUGUGGUUUCGAUCAAGCUUACGCCUCUGCAGACUACUUUGUACAAGCAUUACAUGGAAAAUCUGGCACGGCGGCAGGGCGAAGACUGCAAACGGUCUUCGAUGUUGUUUGCAGAUUUUCAGAAUCUUCAGCGAAUCUGGACGCACCCGAGGGUACUUCGGUACAACAGUGAUCGUUACGAGUACAUGCAAAAGAAGAAGCGUGAUAUGGAAUCAGAAGCCGAAGAAUCGGAAGGUUCCAUCAAAGAUUUCCUCGAUGACGGGGAUAGCGAGGCGGAAACCACUCCAUCGGAAACGUCAUCGUCGGAAUCCGAUAGCGAUGGAAGUGGCAGUGAUGCCAGUCAUAAGAAGAAGAAGAGUAAGAAAAAUAAGAAAAACGAUAAAAACAGUGCUAAUUCGGAUGCCACGGCAGCAGCAGCUGCAUCGAUGCGACGCACAAGGAACAAUCCUGAUGCAGAAGGUGACUCCGUCGAAGAGGUAGAAGAAAAAGUCGACAAUCCCACAGAAUGGUGGAUGUCCAUGUGUCCAGAGGAAGAGCUAGACAAUUUGGAGCAUUCGGGCAAACUGCAGGUGCUAUUUGAAAUUCUGCGGGAGUGUGAAAAUAUUGGAGAUAAAUUGCUCGUUUUCUCGCAAUCUCUCUAUUCAUUGGAUGUGAUUGAACAUUUCCUCGCUCUGGUGGAUGAUAACACGCAAAAGGAUGAAGACGAACGGGACGCUAUACUGGACAAGUUCCGAGGUUCGUGGACUCUGGGAUUGGACUAUUUCCGAUUAGAUGGAUCUACAACCAUCGAAAAUCGCAAUUCAGCGUGUAAGAUAUUCAAUGAUGAAAAAAAUCCAAGAGCUCGUUUGUUCCUUAUUUCCACCCGUGCCGGUGGUCUGGGUAUUAAUCUGGUAGCAGCUAAUCGUGUUAUAAUCUUUGAUGUCUCUUGGAAUCCUUCGCACGAUAUUCAAAGUAUAUUCCGUGUCUAUCGAUUCGGUCAGAACAAACCGUGCUACGUUUAUCGAUUCCUAGCCAUGGGUACGAUGGAGGAGAAGAUCUACGAGCGACAGGUGACCAAGCAAGCGAUCUCAAAACGUGUGAUCGACGAGCAGCAGAUCGAUCGGCACUACAAGGAAAAUGAUCUGCAGGAGCUGUACCGGUACGAUAAUAUCGACCCGCAAGAGCCUCGACCGAUGCCGAAUUUGCCUAAGGAUCGGUUAUUUGCUGAGUUGCUGAAAAAGUUUGACACACUUCUCUACAAAUAUCACGAGCAUGAUUCUUUGCUCGAGAACAAAGAGGAAGAAACGCUGAAUGAGGAGGAACGUAAGGCUGCUUGGGAAGAAUUUGAACAGGAGAAGAAUCGGCCUCCGGUGAUAAACUACGGUACUAGUGCGUUUGGCGGACUCAGUAUGGGUAUGGGCAUGGGAAUGCGAGCAAAUGGUCCUGUGACUUCGAGUAAUAUAUUCGGCUUUAGGAAUGACGUCCUGCUUAAACUACUCAACAUGAAGGCCCGUCAGGAUAAUCCAACCUUCAAUGAUGUGAACAUUGGUGCGAUGAUUCCAUUCUUAAUGCAGGAGCUUUGCCGGCAGAUGAAAGAUGGUGAUUUGUCGAUGUACAAAAGCCUUUUAGAGUUGUACUACCAGCUUGAGGCACCAUCCUUCGCGCCUGCGAUGGGUAUGUAUAAUCAAAUGAUGAUGCAACCGCAGCCCCAGAUGCAGCAGCAAAUGCCGAGGCAAGUCAUGAUGGGUGGAAAUGCUCCCGUCUACGAUAUGGCACAGGUGAGAUACCUGCGUGAGCAAGAGCAGCUGCAAUAUGCGCAGCUCGCGGAACCCGGCGGCAGUGGUAUCAAUCGAGGUACCAUUAUCAGCGAAGCACAAAAACGAUUUAUGGAUAACCCAGUGGAGAUAGUUGAACUAGAUUAGGAAUUUCAACAGGCAUAACUUAUUCUAGAAAAUUAAUAUACGCUCGGCUCAGAGUCCCAAUUUAAA